AGAUGAGCUUCCUAGAACAAGGAGAGAACACUUCAUGGCCAUCACCGGCCAUGAGCACUGGCUCAGAGAGAAGCCAUGGGAAACAGGGCACCAAGGCCUCGCGAUGGACAAGGCAGGAGGCUGUGGAGGAAAGGGAGCUGCUGGGUCUGGGGGAAGAUCCAACUGAUUCCCAGGCCAGGCCACCUGCUGAGUACGCCGGGCUGGAGACCACAUUCCCCGAGGCGACGCAUUUGUCCCAAGCUGCUCCCUUGGCCCGGUUGGGCUCCGCACCCACAGAGUGGGACAUCUUCCCCUCCGACGACGUAGCCUCAACAGCGGGCUCCAGCACAGAUGGUCUGGAGCUAGACCUAGAGUUCCCGGCCACUGGGGCCUGGGGGUACGAGCUGGGCAUGGUGGAAGAGAGGCCUGCCUUGUGCCCCUCCCCGCGGGCCCUCCUACCCAAGCCGGGCUGGGACGAUGAGCUGCAGAAGCCGGAGGCCCAGGUCUACAUGCGUUUCAUGCAGGAACACACCUGCUACGAUGCCAUGGCAACCAGCUCCAAGCUGGUCAUCUUCGACACCACGCUGGAGAUCAAGAAGGCCUUCUUUGCCCUUGUGGCCAACAGCAUCCGGGCGGCACCUCUGUGGGACAGCAAGAAGCAAAGCUUUGUGGGGAUGCUGACCAUCACGGAUUUCAUCUUGGUGCUGCACCGCUAUUAUAGGUCCCCGCUGGUCCAGAUCCAUGAGAUUGAAGAACACAAGAUUGAGACCUGGAGAGAAAUCUACCUUCAAGGCUGCUUCAAGCCUCUGGUCUCCAUUUCUCCCAACAGCAGCCUGUUUGAAGCUGUCUACAUCCUCAUUAAGAACCGGAUCCACCGUCUGCCUGUCCUGGACCCAGUCUCGGGCGCCGUGCUCCACAUCCUCACACACAAGCGGCUGCUCAAGUUCCUGCAUAUCUUUGGCGCCCUGCUGCCCCAGCCCUCCUUCCUCUCCCGCACCAUCCAAGAUCUGGGCAUCGGGACAUUCCGGGACUUGGCCGUGGUGCUGGACACAGCACCCAUCCUGACGGCACUGGACAUCUUUGUGGACCGGCGUGUGUCUGCGCUGCCGGUGAUCAAUGAAGCUGGACAGGUUGUGGGCCUCUACUCCCGCUUUGAUGUGAUUCACUUGGCCGCCCAGCAAACCUACAACCACCUAGACAUUAGUGUGAGAGAAGCAUUGAAGCAGAGGACACUGUGUCUGGAGGGGGUCCUUUCCUGCCAGCCCCACGAGAGCUUGGGGGAAGUCAUCAACCGCAUCGUCCGGGAGCAGGUGCACCGGCUGGUGCUAGUGGACGAGAGCCAGCAUCUCCUGGGCAUCGUGUCACUCUCCGACAUCCUUCAGGCACUGGUGCUCAGUCCUGCUGGUAUCGACGCCCUCGGGGCCUGAGAGUAUCUGAGUCCUUCCUCCCAGGCCACCUCUCACACGCCGAAGAUGACGAAGGGAGCCAGGGGACCUGGCCCCCGUCUUCCCCCACCCCUGUUUGCUGGUUUGGCCCUGGUUCAG
Enhydra lutris kenyoni (northern sea otter) is the source of this 1523-nucleotide messenger RNA. RefSeq names its product protein kinase AMP-activated non-catalytic subunit gamma 3. The transcript is spliced from 11 exons. The coding region runs from base 3 to 1406 and encodes 467 amino acids. The record is from RefSeq and is a predicted model, not a curated record. NCBI's taxonomy places the organism in Eukaryota, Metazoa, Chordata, Mammalia, Carnivora, Mustelidae.